This is a messenger RNA of Cucumis sativus (cucumber), 2751 nucleotides long. RefSeq names its product putative leucine-rich repeat receptor-like serine/threonine-protein kinase At2g19230. Lineage: Eukaryota; Viridiplantae; Streptophyta; Magnoliopsida; Cucurbitales; Cucurbitaceae. The transcript is spliced from 13 exons. Gene Ontology annotation, molecular function: ATP binding; protein binding; protein kinase activity. The record is from RefSeq and is a predicted model, not a curated record. The coding region runs from base 1 to 2622 and encodes 873 amino acids. Gene Ontology annotation, biological process: protein phosphorylation.
AUGAAUUUGGUCUAUGUGGUGUGUGUGUUUCUUUUGGCAAUUGGCUUCCACUUUCUAUCCCUUCAUGCCGACAAUUCUCCCAAAGAUUUCAUUAGCAUCGACUGUGGCGGAGUUGUUGAUUCCGUAGACUCCGAGAGUGGAUUUCCAUACAAAUCAGAUCAAAAUCUCAUAGAUUCAGGAGUUAUCGGUCAGAUUUCCUCAGACAUUGCCGAUAAUUAUCGUCUUCAAUACAGACACCUAAGAAGUUUUCCCCACGGCGUGAAGAACUGCUACACUCUCCGCCCAGAUUCCGGCAGAAACAACAAUUACUUGAUCAGAGCCAUUUUCGUUUAUGGCAAUUACGACGGUAAAAACACUACCCCUGUUUUCAGCAUCUAUGUCGGCGUUAAUCUGUGGAGUACCAUCAUAUACGACGAUACUAGAACGGAGGCCAUUGUCGUGCCUCCCACAGAUUACAUAGACGUAUGCCUUGUCAAUAUUGGGAAUGGAGUCCCUUACAUUUCUACCUUGGAAUUACGCCCCUUGGAUAACUCUGUUUAUCGCACUGAUCCCCAGCAGUUCCUGGUCUUGUCCACUCGACGCGAUGUUGGCGGCGAUUAUAGACUCAGAUAUCCACAGGAUGUUGAUGAUCGAAUCUGGGUAGAGUAUGAUGAUGACUUCAAUUUAUCGUGGUUGAAGAAGAUUCAGACGAACGGGAGCAUCACGCAGAAUAGUAAUGAUCCGUACAAAAUACCAGCAUCGAUGUUGAAAACCGCUUACGGAACCCUAAAUUCCAGUGUUCCUUUCGUCUAUGAGUGGUUCCCUUACGACUUCAGCCCUACUAUAUAUUUCUGCUUUCAUUUCGCUGAGAUUGAGAAGUUAAGUUCUGGAACGGUUCGAGAAAUGAGUAUUGUGUUGAAUGACAUCUACACCAUUGCACCAUCUGUAAUUCUUCAGUAUCUCGUACCACAAACCAUAUGCACAACUUCCGCUGGUAUCCCUGUUAAUAUCAAUGAAGAGAAUUACUUGCGAAUUUCCGCUGCUUCCGGUUCGAAACUUCCUCCCAUUAUCAAUGGGUUUGAGCUUUUUUACUUCGCAAACCUCUCUUAUUCACCUACAUUCUCACAGGAUGUUAAUGCUGUAAUGGACAUAAAGAAUACGUUCAAGCUAUUGAACAGUGACUGGCAGGGGGAUCCAUGUUUGCCUGAAUUUUCUAUAUGGAGUGGUUUAAACUGCAGCCACGGUAAUCCUCCUAGGAUCAUUUCACUGAACUUGAGUAGGAGCAAUUUAACAGGAGAGAUCCCAUUUUCCAUCUUGAAUCUCACUCAAUUGGAGACUCUGGAUUUAUCCUACAAUAACUUAAGUGGAUCACUUCCAGAAUUUCUAGCACAACUACCUCUUCUGAAAAUCCUCGAUUUAACUGGUAAUAAUCUUGGUGGCUCAGUUCCGGAAGCACUUCAUGUGAAAUCUAUAGAUGGAGUUUUGGAUUUGAGAGUGGGUGAUAAUCCAGAACUCUGUUUGUCACCUCCUUGCAAGAAAAAGAAAAAGAAAGUUCCUGUUCUUCCUAUCAUCAUUGCUGUAGUAGGAAGCGUCAUCCUAAUUAUAGCCUUGGUCGUACUUUUAAUUUAUAAGAGAAGCAAGAAAAAGAAUUCGAGAAAUUCGACGGAAGAGAAAAUUUCACUAAAGCAAAAACAUCGGGAGUACAGUUAUUCUGAAGUCGUGAGUAUUACAAAUAAUUUCAAAGACAUCAUUGGAGAAGGAGGAUUUGGAAAAGUAUAUAAAGGUGCUUUGAAAGAUAAAACUCUGGUUGCUGUUAAGCUGCUCUCAUCAACGUCAAAGCAGGGCUAUAGGGAAUUUCAAACUGAGGCGGAACUCUUAAUGAUUGUUCAUCACAGAAACUUGGUUUCUCUUGUUGGAUAUUGCGACGAGGGUAACACCAAGGCCCUCAUUUACGAAUACAUGGUCAAUGGAAAUUUGCGGCAACGUUUAUCUGACGCAAACACAGACGUUCUGAGUUGGAAUGAAAGACUUCAAAUUGCAGUGGAUGCAGCACAUGGACUUGAUUAUCUACACAAUGGUUGCAAGCCAACAAUAAUCCACAGAGAUUUAAAACCUGCCAACAUACUAUUAGAUGAUAUGUUGCAAGCCAAAAUAGCUGAUUUUGGAUUGUCUAGAACUUUCCAAGUUGAAAAUCAACCUGAAAUGUUAACACGAUUAGCUGGAACACCAGGGUACUUUGAUCCUGAAAGCCAAACGCUUGGAAAUUUGAAUAAGAAAAGUGAUGUAUAUAGCUUCGGGAUAAUCUUAUUUGAGUUGAUCACUGGCUCCACUGCAAUAACAAGAAGCUACAAUGGAAAUAACAUUCACCUUCUAGAUUGGGUUGCUCCAAUAAUGAAGAAAGGGAAGAUUGAAGAUGUGGUUGAUGUGAGAAUAAAAGGAGAAUUUAACCAUAACUCAGCUCGUAGAAUGGCGGAGAUAGGCAUGUCAUGCACCAAACCAAAUGGUAACCAAAGGCCUGACAUUAGUGUUGUUUUGGAGGAGCUUAAGGAGUGUUUGGCAGUGGAGAUGAGUACACUUUCAGAAAGCUGUGAAUUUUCUUCAACAAUUUUAUCUGAGUUUAAUGUUGGUCCUAAUCUUAGGUGAUUGAGUUUCAUUUUUACCUUCAAACACAACAAUAUCUAGUUGUCAUGACUUGUGUGUAUACCCCUGAUUUUUUACAUUUUUUUUCCCCUCUUUUUUUCAAAGCUAGAAGAUUAUAAGUUGUUGCACAUA